UUCUGUAAAUACCUUUGGUUGCCAGGAAGUGCUGCGAAUUGCACUUAAUGAAGGGGCUUUUCUUUUAUUGUUUUCUGAAUCGUUUCAAGUAACUUUUCCGAGAGCCAAGUGAGGCGUUUCAUUACAUGCCAGCAGCUCGUCUUCUUCACCUUGGCCUGGUCGCUUUGCAGCCGGGUGGUGUCGUCGGUAAAGGGAGUAGAGGAGAGGCGAGGCCCUGCUACUGUGGGUCGCGAGUGAGGGAGUCUCCUCGUUCGGGGGACACUUCGGUGGUGUGUCUGGCAGUGUCAGCCAACGUCAAGGUGCUUUACUUUAACUCGGCUACAAUUUCAUACACUCCCUGAUACCACUGCAAGGACUGGCACAAAGAAAGAAAGAAAGGAAAAUAAAAAAGAUUCGCCGCGGCUUUUUAAAGUGAUCCAUCAGUCCCCUUCUGCGAAAGUGUCUGGCAAAAAUGCAAAGCAGUGAAACGGGAGAGUCGAGAAUUGGACAGCCGUGGGGGAAGCUUGUCCGUGUGGCCUCGGAGAAGCACUCUGUGAUCCUGCUGUUCAGCAAAGAGUUCAUCAUCGGGGGAAAGAAAGGCUGUGAUCUUUCCUUUUCUGCCAACAAGCUGGUGUCUGGUAAUCAGUGUAAGAUCAUUCAGGAUGAAGAUUCCGGGGAGGUGUGGUUGGAGAAUAUGAGUGUGAAAGGAACAGUGAUUAACGAAUCAAAAGUGGUGAAGAGUCAGAAAUGUCGGCUUCAAAAUGGAGACAUAAUCUACGUCGUACACAAAAAAAAUGAGCCAGAACAAGAAAUUGCAUAUAUGUACCAAGCUGUAAAUGCUGAAGAAAAAGCUGGAUCAGACAUUCUGAACAGUGAAGCGCCAGGAAGCCCCUUUUCAUGUAGUGAAAUUUCAUCAGGUGAUUCUAACCAACCAAACUUAACCAAUGAGGAACCAUCAUCUGAUGAGCCAGUACCUUCUACAUCCAUGUCUGACCUCCACAAUACCCCGAGCAUUUUCAGUUCCCCAUCAGAAAUUAGCAGCCUUUCUGUUUCGGAGAACUUCUCUUCUUCUGAGCCUUGUUCAUCAUUCUCAAGUCAAGAGGACAUCUCUUCGGAAUCCAUUGGUUUAGAGGGUACCAACAUCUCAACAUCAGUUAGUUCUGGCUCUCUCAGUUUUCUCCCAGAGAAAGAUGACUCAGAACCACCUUGGAAAAAAAGGAAGACAACAGAUUCUGGUCAAGGAGAAACCCAACAUCCAGAAAGGGAAAUUCAUAAAACUCGGUCAUCGGAAGUAUGCAAAGAAACGGAGUUAAAAACAGAUAAGAUGGAAGAGUCUCUCACGUGUAUUAUUUGUCAGGACUUGCUGUAUGACUGUGUGAGCCUGCAGCCCUGCAUGCAUACAUUCUGUGCUGCCUGCUAUUCAGGAUGGAUGGAACGGUCAUCCUUUUGUCCCACCUGUCGCUGUCCUGUGGAGCGUAUUAGAAAGAAUCACAUGCUUAACAACCUGGUUGAGGCCUACCUACUUCAGCACCCAGAAAAGUGCAGAAGUGCUGAGGAGUUGCAGAACAUGGACAGUCGCAAUAAAAUCUCUCAGGACAUGGUCCAGCCAAAGGUAGAACGGAACUUUUCUGAUGAAGAAGGCAGCUCUGAUUACCUCUUGGAACUUUCAGAUGUAGACAGCGAGUCUUCUGACAUUAGCCCCAUCCCCUUCAUCCCCCACCACAGCCAGCCGUGGGUAGUGUGCCGUCAGUGUCCAUGGUACAGAAAAGACCUUUGUCAGCCAGCUGUUGAACAGACAGUUGAAGCACCUCUGAGGACAGUGGGAGAAGCACCUUCGACAUCCAGCUCCACCUCAACAGUUUCCCAAGAAUAUAUGUGUCCACCCCAAGGGGGUCAUGUGAUGUGUUCAUGCUGCUUCCAGCCCAUGCCUGAUCGAAGAGCAGAGGCGGCCACCCAGCAGAACUUUCAUCAGCAAUGUAUGGCAUGCCAGCGUUCAUUUUGCCACAUGUACUGGGGGUGCACUCGAGUUGGAUGUCUUGGAUGCCUGGCGCAUUUCAAUGAUCUGAAUCUGACUGAGAAGUGCAUGGAUGGUGUGCUUAACAACAAUAAUCAUGAAUCUGAUAUUCUGAAGAACUACUUGACUUCUCGAGGAAUGACAUGGAAGGACAUGCUUCAUGAGUGUCUACGUGGCCUCCAACAAGGAGUUUUCUAUUUGUCAGAUUACCGCAUCACUGGGAAUGCAGUGUUGUGCUACUGCUGUGGCCUGCGCAGUUUCAAAGAGCUGGCUUACCAAUAUCGACAAAGUAUUCCUCGCUCUGAACUUCCAGCACUCGUAACUUCUCGGCCUGACUGUUACUGGGGACGCAACUGCCGUACUCAAGUUAAAGCGCACCAUGCCAUAAAAUUCAACCACAUUUGUGAGCAGACCCGUUUCAAGAACUGAAUGCAUCUGAUUCAUUGUCUGUGAAUUGCUUUGCUACAGCUGGGCAGUUCCUACUUUAUGGAAUAUGUUGCUGUGAAAGAAAAAAAAGAGAAUCUUGCCUCUUUUGAAAUAUGGACAUGAAAAGUUGUGUUAUCUGCUUACAUCUGUUUUUUUAAAGGCAUACUUUCUUUGGAGGAUAUCAAAGUCAAAUAAUUGGACACCUUCAGAUCUUCCAAGCAGUUUGGCUAAGCAAAUAUCCAGGCUAAAGCAUGGUUGAGAUAGUUAACUUCAUCAUAAGAAUCACAGAAAAUUGUGCUAUGUUUAAAAUGUUGGUGGAAAAUUGGCGUGGGUGGCAACUUAUUUUCUUCAGGGGUUCUUAAGUAGCAGAGCUUCAUACCUACAUGUCAGAAGAUACUCAGAAGGUCAUUUAUUUCAAGAAUAUUCCCCUUUCAGGCAGCACCGAACAACAGGGUGAUGUUGCUGCACUUUGCACUUACUUUUAGCAUUGACAGAAUUUGUGAAGAUGGGGCUUAUCCGACUAACAUUUCUUUGUUUUUUGUUUGAAGGUUUUCAUGUUUAGCAUUAGAAAUAUAACUUCCUGCAAACCAUCUUGCAGUUUCCAUUUUGGUGGAAACAAUUGGAUCAUGCUUUACAAGGAGGGGGAAGCCUAGUUAGUUGCACUUAUUUAUACAAUUUAUUAAUUCCAAGCAAAAAGACAAUUAUUUCACCCAACAUGGCACUGGAGGCUCAGAGGUGGCCAGUGUCAAACACCCCAUUAGCUGAAUGCUCCAUGUCUGGCUUUGAAGCUCGAGGUUGGUAUUCAUCAACUGUGUCAUAUAGCACUGACUAAUAUAAGCACACAUGGCAGUGUAUUAGGCACAAGGGUGAAGAAAACACUACAAUGACUAAGAUAGUUUUGCGAUAAAGAGUGUUCACAUGUUUAUGCCAAUUCUCUUUCUAGUGACACGUUGACUGUUCUUUAUGGAUCUUUGUAAUCGUUCUUUAUUAAGGCCAAAUCAUGUGGUCAUGUUAAUUGAAGGCUCAAAUAAUGGAAAUGGUGACCUAUAUCCACUAAACAUUCUACACAAGAAUCUACCUAUGAUAUAUGAGAGGUUCUGGUAACUUCUGACUGCAAAAUUGGGGAUUGUUAUAGUUUAGUAUAAUUUAAGGUUUAAGAUAUUAGAAAAUUAUAUGCCCAGAUUUUGAUAGUCCACCCCAAACUGUAACUAAGUAAUGACUGUGAUAGAGAAGGGUGUAAAAUACAGGCUGUUGGAUUGGAGCUCGUUAAGCCAUCUUGCUGGCUGUAUGUGCAAAAUUCACGUUGUGUUGGUUGAUCACGUCUCCUUAAGGGUGUUCUGCCGCUGUGAAACAGAUUAAUUCAUUUUGGUAAGAAAAUUCCGUAAGUAUGGAUAAGGUAAGUCUUGAGCUGCUGAGCAAAUUUAUUGCAGUCAUGCGGAAGCUUGAACCUUGAAUUGGUAUGGACCUGCUUCUUUUGUGACAUGCUAUUGUAGAGAAAUUAGUGUCAGUGGUAAACUUGUGAGCUGGUUGGGGACUGGGGUUAUGCUCUAUGCAAUGGCCAGCACUGGAGGGAAUGUUUGUGAUGAAUGGGGCAGCCACAGUGCUCACUCAUUAAAAGUAAGAAUAGCUUUGCACAAUGUUGUAUAGGGGUUAUGUUUGAAAAUAAUAAUGAAAAAAUCGGCUAUGUGCACUUAUAAGACACUGUCUUACAGGAGAGCUAAUAAACAUUUCGGCAAUAGUAAAGUAGAAAAUUCAUAGGUCUUAGUGUGCUUUGUACAUGUAAUCACUGAAUAAUGUGCUGCUACAUGCGGGGUCACCUCUAAGUGCUGGGCACUCACAAUCUAGUGAUAAGGAUAGACUUGUUUCUUAAGCCUUUUUUCCAUUCCCAUAGUGCUCCUCAGAAUAUACAGUAUAGCUUUUACCUAUUGAAGUACUAUGCCUCAAACCUCACACAACUACUAUUGUUACUCUUUAAACGUUAGAAUAUGAAUGUUGCAGGAAUGGCAGUUUUCAUUUUGAAAUUAAAGGAGAAGCUUCAGACAUAAAUGUCUGAAAUAAUUAUCCAACAGUAGAUGUAGUUUCCUUAAUUUAGUUGAAUUUUUUUUUUCUUGAUGUGAGCGUUGUGAUAGUGUGACAGAUAUCAGUGUUAAGAUGGUUUCUUCUGCUAGAGUUGUUGCUGUUGGCAGUAGUAUUCUCCAUACUUGUUAUCAUUGUUUUUGGUAACUGGGCUAUUCCACAUUUAUUGGUUCAAAUUAAGACAACUCAGGGAAAUUCUGAGUGUUGCUGCUUACACACACUCAGUUUUCUCUUAGGAUUCAUUAUGUUCUCCUACAUCUCUUCAAUGGACAAGAAAAUUGUCCUAGACUGCAUCAAGGGCUCAUGGGUACAGCCUCCUGAGGACUGCAGAUUGUUCUAGGCUUUCAUUUCACCUUCAGCUAUUAGUUAAGUAAGCUGUGCUAUUUCUUUAUAAUAGAUCUGGCUGAAUGAAGAGACUCUAAACUUGAUUUUUUUUCCAUUAGCAAAACAUAUCUUAACUCAAAAGGAGUUAUAUGUUGUGUAAUCUGGGUUUGUCUUUUAUUUAUGGUGUUGCAAGUAAAUAAUUUUAAAUGAGUAAGUGGAAAAAGUAAAAAUGUCUAGGAUCUUGAUAAUCACUGUCUUGUUUUAAGCAGUUUUCUUCUUGCUUGCAGUUUUGAAUGGUGUGAAGGCCCUGCUGAAGCAGUUGGGUACACUGUGCUAGGCCUAUAGUACUGUAACUGCUACCUCUUUCCAACUUGCAAAACAAUUACUAAUUUUUGUAUUUUGUUUGUUAUGUAUUUUUGAAACCAAUCAGAAAUUAAACCGUUCCUUUUUCAGUC
Messenger RNA from Polypterus senegalus (gray bichir), 5274 nucleotides. It is a transcript of the gene chfr, whose product is annotated as checkpoint with forkhead and ring finger domains, E3 ubiquitin protein ligase. NCBI's taxonomy places the organism in Eukaryota, Metazoa, Chordata, Cladistia, Polypteriformes, Polypteridae. The record is from RefSeq and is a predicted model, not a curated record. Gene Ontology annotation, cellular component: nucleus. Gene Ontology annotation, biological process: mitotic cell cycle checkpoint signaling; protein ubiquitination; ubiquitin-dependent protein catabolic process. The transcript is spliced from 17 exons. Gene Ontology annotation, molecular function: ubiquitin-protein transferase activity; protein binding. The coding region runs from base 452 to 2422 and encodes 656 amino acids.